AUGAUUGAAGAGGAGGCGCCGAGGGCAGAAGUGAAGAGGGCAGAUCGGCUGCAGGGGCAGAAAGUUGUUGUGGUGCUUGAGGAUGCCGUGCUGGAACUGGCAAAGGGCAGGGAGGGAUCACUCCAGCUGCUGGAAGGGCUGCAACACCGCAGGCUGCUACAGCAUGAGGAGAGAGACACCACAGAUGUGCGACCUGAUAUAGCGCAUCAGUGCCUAAUGGCCCUUCAGGAAUCGCCACUUAACAGAGCAGGACGGCUGUGUGUCUUCGUUCGAACUAGGGAUCGCCAGCUCAUCGAAGUGCACCCGCAGCUGAGGGUGCCUCCGACGUACGAGGAGUUCCGCAAGCUCAUGGUGAAUUUGCUGCAUACGCGGCGUAUUCGGGCCGUGGAAAAGAAUGUUACGCUUCUGCAAAUUAUCAAGAAUGAUCCGAAUCUUUUCCUGCCCGUCAGCUGCCGAAAGAUUGCCUUUUCAGCGAAAGGCCACCCUGUGGACCUCGAGGCGUUCGUGCAGCAAUUUAAAGAAACAAAGCACCCCGUUGUCUUCCUUGUAGGGGCGGUGGCGCACACUAAUCCAACUGCAAACAGUGAACUAGCCGAAGAGUGCGUCUCCAUUGCCCCUUGCGGUCUCAGCGCUGGGGUCUGCUGCAGCAGCAUUUGCGCGGAAUUCGAGAAUCUCUGGGACAUUCACUAG
Messenger RNA from Cyclospora cayetanensis, 690 nucleotides. RefSeq names its product ribosomal RNA small subunit methyltransferase NEP1. Lineage: Eukaryota; Apicomplexa; Conoidasida; Eucoccidiorida; Eimeriidae. The record is from RefSeq and is a predicted model, not a curated record. Gene Ontology annotation, biological process: rRNA base methylation. Bases 1 to 690 code for a protein of 229 amino acids. The transcript is spliced from 9 exons. Gene Ontology annotation, cellular component: small-subunit processome; nucleolus. Gene Ontology annotation, molecular function: rRNA binding; rRNA (pseudouridine) methyltransferase activity.